Messenger RNA from Anopheles stephensi (Asian malaria mosquito), 3844 nucleotides. It is a transcript of the gene GABA-B-R3, whose product is annotated as gamma-aminobutyric acid type B receptor subunit 2. Gene Ontology annotation, cellular component: G protein-coupled receptor heterodimeric complex; membrane. Gene Ontology annotation, biological process: G protein-coupled receptor signaling pathway; gamma-aminobutyric acid signaling pathway. Lineage: Eukaryota; Metazoa; Arthropoda; Insecta; Diptera; Culicidae. The record is from RefSeq and is a predicted model, not a curated record. Gene Ontology annotation, molecular function: G protein-coupled GABA receptor activity. Bases 349 to 3702 code for a protein of 1117 amino acids. The transcript has 8 exons.
CGGUCGACUUUCGUGCGGGUGCCGGCAGCCUCCGUGUGUACCUACCGGAAUCGGAAGUUUGUACUCGCGUCGAACGUGGCUUACCGUUUGUGUAACCCCGAACCAUUCUAACCCCUUUUGUCGGUUUUUUUUGGAUGGGACUUGCCGAUGGGAAAGGUGUGGAAGUAGAGAUCGGCCACGAAAAGCGCUCUUGAAACGUUCGCCGCACGUGCUGCCUGCUAUCGCAAAAGGAUAAACCACGUUCGGAGGCGCUUCCGCUCGUUUGCCCUGAGACUGGCGACCAGUCGAUGGCAACGGUUUACUACGGGCAGUCGAGAAACGCGUCGUUCAACAGCCGGGCUUGCUGCGAUGAGUCGCCGGAAGAGUCGGUUCGUGCCGCUGGCAGUGAUGCUGACGCUCGUACUGUUCGACGCACUGCCACGACAGCUGAUGGCAAGUGAAAGUGCUGCCAGCCGGAAGUCGGCGCCGAACCAAACGAAAGAGCUAAAUCGUAACAUUAUCAAUACGGUGUUCGAACGGACGCGGCCAACCGGGAGCGAGCGACGCGGCCGGGAAGUUACGAUACUGGGCCUGUUUGAGCUUAGCGCGAAGGGUGGCGAGGAACGGCGGGAAGGGUUCAGCGAGCUGGCGGCGGCACAGCUGGCCGUGCAGCAUAUUAACCGCCGCGGGUUGCUGUUGGGCUAUAAGCUGAAGCUCAUCACCAACGACACGAAGUGCGAUCCAGGCGUUGGGAUUGAUCGAUUCUUCCACGCGCUCUAUACGCACCAGAGCAAGCGCAUCAUCAUGGUGCUCGGUUCCGCGUGCUCGGAAGUUACCGAGAGCCUUGCCAAGGUGGUCCCUUACUGGAACAUUCUGCAGGUCUCGUUCGGUUCCACAUCUCCAGCGCUGAGCGAUCGGCGGGAGUUCCCCCUGUUCUAUCGUACCGUCGCCCCGGACUCCUCGCACCACCCAGCCCGGAUAGCGUUUCUGAUGCGGUUCGGGUGGGAUACGGUGGCUACCUUUUCCCAGAACGAGGAAGGUUACUCGCUGGCGGUGAACGAUCUCGUGACGGAGCUCGAGCGGGCAAACAUAACGUGUGCUGCCACCAUUUCCUUCGCCGAAACUGACUUUAAGGAACACCUGAAGCUGCUGCGGGAUCGAGACGUACGAGUGAUUAUCGGGAGCUUUUCGCAUGAAAUUGCCCCUCAAGUGUUCUGCGAGGUCUACAAUCUUGGGAUGUACGGUGCCGAGUACGCCUGGAUACUGCAGGAUACGUACAUCUCGUCCUGGUGGCUGUCGGAACCGCCGGAGCCCGGAGCCUGCUCCUCCAAAGCACUGCUAACGGCCGUGGAGAACUUAAUAAUCGUCUCGAGCUACAACAGUAUCGUCGGCAUGGGUACGGCCCUGAGUGGAUUAACCAACGACAUCUUUCUCCAGAAGCUGCGGGAGAUGAAUGUAACCGGCGCGGUGUCCCAGUUUGCACCCCAAACGUACGAUGCCGUGUGGGCGAUGGCGCUCGCCCUCCGAGGUGCGGAAAAGUCCUGGUCCCAGAUGGUCGCGAAUCGGGUGCAUCUGGCGGACUACGAUUACACGCGGUACGAUAUUGCGCAGGAACUGCUGCGACAGUUUGAUUUGCUAAAGUUUAACGGCAUCUCGGGCCCGGUAUCGUUCGAGGGUGCGGAUCGGAUCGGGACGACCUCGUUCCACCAGAUACAGCGCGGCCAGCUGGAGAUGAUUGCGUUCUACUAUCCGAAGAACUCGACGCUGGAUUUCGGGUGCCGGUACUGUGUGCCGAUUGUUUGGGCCGGCGGGCAGGUACCGAUAGCGAAGCGGAUACUGAAGCUGCGCGUCGACACGAUCGAUCCGUUGGCGUUCUAUACGGUGGUGAUCCUGUCGAUGGUAGGGAUCGGGAUUUCGGUGCUCUUUCUGGGGUUGAAUCUGCGGUUCCGGAAGUUGAAAGCUAUAAAGCUGUCCAGCCCGAAGCUUAGCACCAUAACCGUCUGUGGCUGCAUUCUCGUGUACACCGCGACGAUUCUACUCGGUCUAGACCACUCAACACUGCCCUGGUCAAGCGUCACCUUUUCGACGAUCUGUAUGGCCCGGAUCUACUUCCUAUCGGCCGGCUUUUCCCUCGCAUUCGGCUCAAUGUUUGCCAAAACGUUUCGUGUGUAUCGCAUCUUCACGCACAGUGCCGGUGGACUUUGUCGGGACAAGAUUCUCCGGGACACGCAGCUGAUCUCCGUAAUAGGAGCGCUGCUUCUGGUGGACGCGUUCGUCGUAUCGUUCUGGAUGGCAGCCGACCCGAUGGAGCGUCAUCUGCACAAUCUCUCGCUGGAGAUAAGUGCCACCGAUCGGAGCGUUGUGUUUCUGCCCCAGGUUGAGCUGUGCCGUUCGCGACACUACGAAAGCUGGCUGGGGAUGCUGUACGCCUACAAGGGUUUGCUGCUGAUCGUCGGUGUGUACAUGGCGUGGCAGACGCGCAAUGUGAAGAUAUCGGCACUGAACGAUUCGCAGUACAUUGGGAUCUCGGUUUACAGUGUGGUGAUCACGAGUGCUAGUGUGGUGGUACUUGCCAACUUACUCUACGAAAAGGUGACACUGGCAUUCAUUAUCACGGCCGGGUUUGUGUUGGUAUCGACGACGGCCACGCUGUGCUUGCUGUUUCUGCCCAAGAUAAAGGAUAUCUUCGAGAAGGGUGAGGUGUACGAUCCGAUCAUCCACAGUAUGGGACUAAAGAUGGAGUUUAACACGCGUCGGUUCGUGCUGGACGAUCGCCGCGAGCUUCAGUUUCGUGUCGAGGUCCAGAAUCGUGUGUACCGGAAGGAGCUUGAACUGCUGGAUGCGGAAAUCGGUCGCCUGGAACGGCUACUCCAAGAACGAACGCCACAAAGCUCGCCCAGGUCCUCGGAACCUAAUCUGCAAGAAUCGCGAUCGUGCUCGAUUGCCCGUGCACACGGUUCGAGUGGACUGCCGAUGCUGCUGCUCUCGGUACUUCCUCCGAUAAUUCCGCGUGCCAGUUGGCCCUCGGUAGAUCCGAUGCUGUCACCCAUGAAGCGAAACAUUGCCUUCAGCUCCCAGCCAAAGAUAGAUCCAGCAACGACGGUAGCUCCGGUAAAUAGCAGAGACCGUAUCAUCGCAACCUGCAGUCGAAGUGGUGGCGUUGAUGAGCUUCAACCUUCAACCGUCACACCGAACGGAGCAAGUUCCGGUGUGAUGGGCAAGAUUCGGCACAUGUUUACGCCACGGUUGCACAAAACUCCUUCAGCCUCGAUGCUUGGUACAGCGGGAUCGUCCACCACAGCUAUCCGUAAGUCGGCUCUAACGAUUUUCAAUGAAAUCGACACCGAAGACGAUCUACCUUUCGCCGUUCCGCAAUCGAUCUACACGAUCAGUAAACCGAAAAGCGAGGAGCUUAAUCUAACCGGUUCGGAGCCAAGGGUUAACUUCGUCCUACCACCGGGAACCGGCAGACGACGCUCGUCGAUCGUUCAACAGGGUGGCGGUGGUGGAGGUGGAACGGUCCGUGAUCGUAUCCGUGGAUCGCCACGCUUCCCGCAUCGUAUCUGCCCGCAGACAACGAGCCUUACCGAGCUCGGUAUCGAGCGGCCCCGGAUCAGCUUUCUCACCGUGAAGAGCUGUGAACAGAUCCAUGGCAAACCGUGCGAAUCGCGCGCCAAAUGGAAAUCGAUGGAUUCGUUCUCCAAGAGCGUCGGCUCACAAUAACGUAAGCAAUCGCCAGAACGGCUUAUCAAUCGCUCAAUGAAGUCGUGAAGCGUCGUCACCGCGUGUACGUACAAGAAAUCAGAAUCGUGUUCUUGACCUUCUUCUUCUAUCCCCCCCCCCCCCCAAAACCGAGAGCUUAAAC